UCACUUUUGUUGUUGUUUUAUAACAAAAAAAGUUGGAACUGAUUUUUGCUGCACGUAAUCUCUAGAAUUCGCACUCUUCUUUAGAUAAAUUGUGAUUUUAAUUAAAUCGAUUCCAUUUGUACAGAAAAUUACUUUUAAAAUUCGUCAAUUAAUCGGUGAAAAAUGUCCGGCUAAGUGCAAUAUUUCGCGUAAAAAGAUUGUCAUUAUUUGAAGUGCAACAAAACAAACAAUGAAAGUUAUGUGAUUUUUAUACAAUUAUUACUCUACGAUGAGCAAAUGGAAUAAAAAAAGCAAGAGCAAGACAAUUAUCAAACAAAUUGAAAACUUAAAAGGAAGUCCGUAGCAUACUCCGAAAAUGGACUCUGCCGAAGAUAUUCUCUUCCGCUGGGAGGAUGAUUUUGCGGAAGAUUUUGAUUUCGUUGACAUUCAAGUGGAAUCGGUGCAAGCGAUUUUAUUCACCGAACUGGAAUGCAGCACCAUUAUGUCCUAUACGAAACGACGGGAGCGGGUCAAGAGAAUGUUCAACAUUUUGGUGGAGGGCCGGAAGAAUUUGAACAUUUUCAUCGAUGUUUUGUCCGAAAAAUAUGAUUGGCUGGCUGAGAAGCUGAAACGAGAGGAUAAGUCCGCCGAAAUGGAAUUGUUUAGGAAGCAAGUUGACGCUUUGCGGAAUGAAUUGCCGAAACAUUUGGAUUUGAAUGUAAAACGCACAAAACAUCUGUAUGAACUGGAGCAAAAAUUGCUAGACUUGUUACCCCGUGAACAUUUGGUGGUACAUGGAAAUCUGGGAUAUGGAAAGCGCUACUUAGUCCUUGAUGCAUGCUGUAAUUAUGCUGUAAUGAAGCGCAUGGAUUUUAAUAUAUUUUGGCUGAACGUCGGUAAAUGUAAGACGCCCGAGACAGUAUUCGCUAAACUUCAAAGACUUCUGAAUAUGCUCCCAAGGAGCCCAGCCAGUCUAAGUUUUGAUAACUUCGAUGAUGCCGUCAGCAAAAAGUUCAAACUCAAAAAGUAUCUUCGUGAAACAUUGAGUGAAAAUUAUAAGAAUUGCCUAUUGGUUUUGCUCGAUGUUCCGAACCAAAUGGCUCUGAAAUCGUUCGAUCUGCAAUGUAAAAUAUUGAUGACGACCCGUAACAAAGAGCUGUUGGAUAUGUUGCCAACCAGAACCACCAAAACUGUUCAAUUGUCUCAAGGUUUUGAGGCUGACGAGAGUCUCGGACUAUUUGCCAAAGUUCUGGGAAUUCAAUACAAAGAAUUGCCUUCCGAAGCAGCGGAAAUUCAUCGACUAUGCAAAGGUAAUCCGUUUCUAAUCUCAUUGAUUGCUGGUAAUAUGAAAGAGUAUGCGAACACUCCAAAUCGCUGGCUGAAAUGGAAGAGUAUUUUGCAGAAUACCGGUCACACCGACACCGAAUACCAUAAGCUAAUUAAACAAUCGCUGACCGAACUCUGCGAUGAAGAUUACGAACGCUUUCGAAGUUUGGUUAUAUUCAACAGUGAUGUGAGCGUACCGGCAUCGCUUCUUCAGCUGUACUGGGGAAAGAGUGAACGUGAAGUUGAAGACAUUAUCAAGAAGUUCGACAAACUCUAUUUUGUGGAAAAAGGCCUGAUAAAGAACGAGACAUUAGCCUGCUCGUUGCAAUACCACUACUAUUCGUUUUUGAAGAAUGAGGUGCCGAUAGCGGAAAAGAAGAAAAUGCAUCUUGAACUGGUUACGUGCUACAAAGUGCUUGAUGCACUUGAUAAGCGCACCGAACCAAACAUAAUUGUUAUGCCGGACGAUGGGUACUUUUUCUUCUACAUCGGCUACCACAUGAAAGAAGCCGAGCGUUUCGAGUUGUUUCCGAAAAUAUUUCUCGAUUUCGGUUUUCUCGAACAGAAGCUCCGUGCAACUGGUCUGCCCAACACCAUUGGCGAUUUGAAGCUAUAUCGCCAGUUGAUCACCAAUAACAUACCGAAAAACGAGAGUUUCCUUGACGAGUUGCUUCAUUUUUUGAAAAGUUCCGAGGAAGUGAUCUGCAAGUCAGCCGAUACAUGCAUGUUACAGUAUGCUUUGACAGCAGGUGGCGUACUGCAAGAAGAGGCCAUGAAGCAGGCACGACAAUUUACGGAUCGAGUCUGGUUCCGGGGCAAUGAUCAUCUGUCCAAGCACCGUCAAAUUGUCAAACUUCCGAAGAAACCGUACUUGAUGAAAUUCUUCGGUCCGGAUGCAUUGCUGGUCGCACUCGACAAUCACACCAUUCUCUUAACCGAUUUAUCAUUGUCCUACACCGUUGAGCCGACGCAGUACAAUGGCCAUACGGCGAAAAUUAUCGACAUUCAAAUAUUUCUGCGUGACUAUUUCAUAUCAUUGGACGAGAAAGGAGUGUGCAAGGUGUGGUCACUGAAAAAUACACCCAACGAACGACGCCGAUCGGAUGGUAAUGGUGCUCGUGUUGGUGCUAGUCAAAAUCAAUAUGAGAAUUUGGGAUUGACCAACAUUAACCGCGGAUCGUAUUGUCAGACUAUCCCUUCUACCGAGAAAAUCGUUUGCUUGUAUCUGAUACACCGUGAUAUGCUGAAUGAAAUUGGCCUGUACGUUGCGCAUGAAAGUGGUCGAGUUAGCAUGUACGACUGGAAUCCAACGACACAUUUCAGCAAAACGCUCAUCGACUUCGACACGAACAUGCAGCAAAUUAAGACCAUGAUCUGCACAUUUCCCUACUUCAUUGUACUGAACCAGAAAGGAAGCAUUUCGUUCUUCAACUUGAAAUAUUCAUCGAAACUUGAACCAACGGUUAGUUUGCAAAAAUAUCCACACCCGUUGAAUGUGUACGACUCGAAGAUUAACGACCCGGCCAACAAAUACGUAAUCGUUGUGUACCAUGACAAAAUAAUGCAGAUCAAAUACACCAAAUAUGCCAAAUAUGGCAACCGGUUGUACACUGAAUUCACCGAAUUGUAUUCAACAGUCGAAGAUCAAAAUACCAUUUCAUGCAGCGCUGUGUCGGACGACCUAAAGUAUCUGAUAUUGGGAACGUACAAAGGUAUCAUUGUAUUCGAUCCGAUACGGAAGACAGAAGAAUUGCGUAGCAGCGUCAGUGACAGUAUUACCAGCCUGGACAUAUGUGGCCUCGAUAACGACAUCUACAAAUACAUUUUGAUUAGUGGGUCCACUUGCGACGCGCCGGUUGUAAAUAUUUCCGGACUUAAUUUCGAGAGAGAGAUCAUGCAAUGGGCAUCGGACCGAAUGGGUUCGCCCAUCAACGAAAGCAAUCUGUGCAGUCAACAACGAUUGAAUACGUGGCUGGUGGGUGGAAAAUGGUUUUAUGUGAACGAUAUGGAUGCGGACAGAAUCGAGUUGAUGGCUGUCGAUUCGCGGGGAGAAAUUCACAAGCGAACGAGUUUCUCCAAUUUUAUGCAGUCCGAGUUUGUUUUUGUGGCGCAGGACAGUCCAAUAACGGUGAUGUCGGCAAUCGAUCACAAGUAUUACUUCGGUUAUGCGCACGGUUUCGUCUUCGAAUACGAGAAUCCUCAGCCGUUUAUUACGCUGGCUUCAUCCGUCGAAUAUCUUAAAUGUUUUACACCGAGCCUAGUAGUAGCAGCAACGAAAACUAAUUUUAAGAUUCGCAAUGGCCAGGAGGAAUUGGAGCGACCCAGUAGGUUGAUAGUCAAAAGUUUCGUAACGAAUGGCCAUUUAAUUCUUGUCAAAGACGAUUGUUCAUUUGAAAUGUACAAUAUUGAGCACAAUGAAAUUGUCAGCACUUGUGACACAUGUACUGAAAUUUACGGUGGCUGUGAUUUUGCUGUAGAUUGUUUAAUAAUUGGGACCAAAACUCCGUUACUUCAUAUUUGGCGAAUAGGCUCCAAUCCCUUCGAAGCGAUAAAACACAAAGAACUGUUCAUCAAUACCAAAUCACCUAUCACAUGCAUUAAACUGAACCAGGGACGAGAAUACUUCGCCAUUGGCUGUGAAUCUGGUUCCAUUGAUUUGUACAGUUUCAAGGGUUUCAAAUACCUGAACACAUUACAAUCCAAUAAAAACACGUCGAUCAACGACAUGGUUUUCUCCCCAUGGUCAUCUGCGUCCACAUUACCCACCAUUCUAGCCACCAUAUCCGAACAGAUUUGUUUCUGGAAUAUUUCCUACAUCAUAAACAAUCCCAUCGAGAAUGGUGCACUGAGGCGCAGUCAACGAUUCGAUCGCAAAGCGUCCGUCCGUUCGAUAACGGAAAAAAUGCAGGAAUUGAAGCCGAUAAACGGAAAUGGAUAUGUGCAAUCGAAUCCGUGGGCUGGUAAAUUGGGACCGACAGAGAAGCCGGAACUGUUAUCCAGUAUUCAGUUGAUCGGUACGUCGGCGGAACAGAUUUUCGUCGAUGAAAAAUUCACGAAAUUCGUGACCAUUGAUGACGAAGGUGAGGUCUAUUAUUUACAAAUUUUUAGUGAUAUUGGCAUUGAUAGCAACGGCAACAUUUGACACAUGUUGAGCAGUCUGAAUCGGCGCUCAAAUAUGUUCGUAAUGAUUGUUUGCUAUCUACUUAUGUACAUUUUCCUUUUGUACAUUUAGUGUAAAUGGUGGUCGGUUAGUUUGAAUUUUAGGUGGAAAAUUUUACAUUUUAAAAAUGUAGUUAAAUUGUACCCAUUUUUAUACUUAGUUUAAGUAUAUAUAACAGUAAAGUUAAGAGGAACGGCCAUUUUCUGGUUGUGUUUAAAGACAUUUUGUGCGUAGUUUUUUUAAUUAAUUUUUUUUAUUAAUCAAAAUCAUGAGAUAUUUUAUCAAAGCAAAAAAAUAAUUAUUUUUUAA
Messenger RNA from Bradysia coprophila, 4774 nucleotides. It is a transcript of the gene Dark, whose product is annotated as Death-associated APAF1-related killer. The record is from RefSeq and is a predicted model, not a curated record. Gene Ontology annotation, molecular function: protein binding; ADP binding. NCBI's taxonomy places the organism in Eukaryota, Metazoa, Arthropoda, Insecta, Diptera, Sciaridae.